Vidua chalybeata is the source of this 2854-nucleotide messenger RNA. It is a transcript of the gene JPT2, whose product is annotated as Jupiter microtubule associated homolog 2. The record is from RefSeq and is a predicted model, not a curated record. NCBI's taxonomy places the organism in Eukaryota, Metazoa, Chordata, Aves, Passeriformes, Viduidae. Gene Ontology annotation, cellular component: nucleus.
AUGGCCGAGCAAGGCGGGGCGGCCGGCGCUCCCCGCGGCGCGGUUGGAGCGGGUUGUGGAGCGGAGCUGCAGAGUGCCACCAUGUUCCAGGGCGCUGAGGCCGAGCCGGCCAAGCCUAGCUCCAGGGUAUUGAAGCCCCCAGGGGGAGACUCUAGUAAUCUCUUUGGGAGUACAGAAGUGUCUUCUUCAAGCAGGCCACACCGGAUGGUAUCCAAUAUCUUUGGAGCAUCAGAGCAACCUCAGAACAUUCCAAAAAGAACAAACCCUCCAGGAGGAAAAGAAAGUGGCAUCUUUGAGGACUCUAGUUCUGCUCAGCCUCGUCCACGCUUGAAUCCACCCGGUGGGAAGACAAGCGAUAUCUUUGGGUCUCCUGUCUCUCCUAGCAUUGUGCGAGCACACCCGAACAAACCCAAGGAUCACAUUGUCUUAAAAGAAGAGGAAAUACCAAAGAAGCUAGAAGCUACAGAAAAUAUCAAACCACAGCUGGAAGAUGGAAGCGAGAAAAAAGCUCUGGGCAAAGAGGAGCAAUGCAAGGAGCCAGAACCCAAGAUAGACAAUCACGAACCGCGACUAGGACCAAGGCCACGUUCGCACAACAAAGUCCUCAAUCCGCCCGGGGGGAAAUCCAGCAUUGCAUUCUAUUAGGGUCAUCGUGUCACUGUCACUAAUGGAGAAAGUCUUGUCUGUGCUGGUGAGGUCAGUUUAUACACUAUUGCUUGUGAAUAGAUUCUUAGGCAGAUGGAUGAGGGUUAUGUUAGAGUAUAUAGGAAGGAUAACCUGGUGAUUUGGGGAGGAAGGGCUGGGGAGGGAAUGGGUGCCUUGUGGAAGAUGUGAGUACUGGCCUGCCUGGGUGGGUGGCAGAGCCAGACAUUAGUGUAACUUUGUGAAAAAUCAGUGCUACUUAGUGGUGAGUUCCUCAGACUGUUAGGUUCUUAGCUAGCUUGUGGCUCAGGACGCUCUUGUGGAAUCAGGCUUCCAUACAGUCAACAUGUCAAACAUUGUGAAUGGGAAGGGGCCUGAAGGUCGCACUUGAAGAUUUUGAAGUAAAGCAGGUAGGCUGGGCUUUCCCCUAGGCAAUGGGAUGCAGCUUCCAGCGUGAGCUGACUUGCAGUCGUGUGAAUAUAAAUAUGUUUCGCAGGAACAAGUAGUGCUGCCAUGAUUAAGAGUGUCUUCAGUCAUUGCUUCUUUUUCUCCUUUCUUGCUUGCAGCACAUGAUUGCUGAUACAAGGACAAAAUAUGCUGAAAGUUUUAUACUCAUAAACAAUCAUAUGUUUGUAAAGAUUGUGGUCUUCCCCUUUCUAGGUAUUCAGGUCUUUUGGAUGCCUUUAGUAAUUUGCUGAUCACUGUGACUAGCUCUUCACAUGUGGCAGUCCAACUUGCUGUUUCAUGUAGGUGCUUCUAGUUGUGUGCUUAUAUGUUUUCUGGUAAAGAUGUGGGUGCAAACAAUAGCUUUAUGGUACUCUUUGAACAGAGGCAACUUGGAAGUUUACCAUGGAGCAUACAGUGAGGUGUCAGCCAGGUCACUCUGACCCAGCCUUUGUAAAAAGGGCUUAGUUUCUGCACAGGUUUUCACUUGGCUCCCUGUGGAAACCAGGACAGUUCUCCUGUCUCCACCACAGUGAAUUUCUUGUUGGUUUUGCCUGUGCUGAGUCUGUUAGUGAAUUCUCCUGUCUUUCGUCAGCCUUACCUUUGCCUUUGACUGUCUCAGAUUUUUGUUGGGAAAGCGAUGUUAGUUCUCCCCAACCUAGAGCUGUAGUUGAUUUUGCUGUAGAUUACCUUAGUUGGAAAAUCAAAGCCAGCACAAACAGAAGGUUUGUAUUACUAAAAUCUGUCAUAAAUCAUGUUUGGAAGAUGUGCAUGUUUUGCGCAGAUGUUUUUGGGGGAGGAUUUGUUCUCUGAAUGGAUUUUAUGAUCCUAUCCAGAGCUUUGCAAUAUGAAUGUUAACUCUAGGUGCUUACUGUUAAAUAUAUUGAAUACUGCCCUUUUAAAUCUGACAUCAAAACAUUUCUUGCAUUUCUUUCUUUGGAGUCUAAAGAAUGUUUUCAGCUCUUCAGGUACACCAAAGAACAAGUGGCCUUAUUGUGUAUAUCCACUGCUGUUCUAGCCCACAUUCCCUGGGAACAACUGCCAUUGAGACGGGAUGCUGGGCCAGGUGCUAAACCUUUCUGUGAUUGUAAUGCUUCCUAGGCCGCACAGUUCCCUUGUGUCAGCAGCAGUGGGUGACUGCUUUGACUUAGUUGCCUUUUCAAAUAGUGAAACAUAUGGGGCAGUGCUAGGAUAGAAACAGCCAUGGAAAGUAGGGAUUCAAAUGCCUUUGUACCUUUCAGAUUGGUUUGGAGCUGCCUGUUAAUUUUCCCCCCAGGAAAACAAGGCAGUAGUUCAAACUGCAACCCUGGAAUGAACUUAUAUUAGUUCCAAAUAUGUACUUCUUAGCACCUCUUCCUGGGUCUGUGCUCUCCAGCCCCUGGCUGAGUCUCAGACACAUUAGCCAUUUCAGUUCCUUGUUCCAGUACUUGACAGGAAGCUGUCAUAUAGAAAAGUCAACCAGAGGCUGCUUCCUACAUUGCAGGCUCUGGUGUAGCUGAUGCUAUCUGCAAUACCAAGCAUUUGGCAUCUUUUAUUUAGUACAUGAUGUGCAUUGGCUUCAGUGCCUGUCCUUUAAAGAGCAACUUCUAACUAGGCCUUAAAUUAGUUAAACUCUGUUAAAUUACUUGCAUUUCUUUCUUUGGAAUCUAAACAAUGUUUUCAGCUCUUCAAGUAAGAUUGAUCUGAGCAUUUCUCUGGGACAGAAGGGGAUUGGAAAUCAAAUGACAGAACAUGCAGUUUACCAAUAAACAAGUAUUUUGUCACUUCA